Molecule: messenger RNA, 579 nt
Organism: Cavenderia fasciculata
Lineage: Eukaryota; Evosea; Eumycetozoa; Acytosteliales; Cavenderiaceae
Exons: 3
Coding region: 1-579 (192 amino acids)
Source: RefSeq, a predicted model, not a curated record
AUGACAACUUCAACAUCAUCAACCGGCCCAGUCGCUCCACAACGUCGUGACCUCACUCUCUUUGUUCACUACCGUAGUGAUGUAACCAAGAUCAGUUUUAACAAUGUUGCCGACCACGACGAUCUCCGUCCCAUCAUUCGAGCCAAUCCAGAGUUCGUUAUUCCUCGUGGUGCUAUGCUUCUCUUUGCCGAGCCACCAUCAAAUGACAACAAUGCCCCUGCUCGUGUACCCCUUGAUCCCCUUGCUGCUGUCACUCUAGCCGAUGGUGCUCACCUCUAUGUUGAGGUUGAGGAACCCUCCGAGUCUGAUCACAAAAGAAAAGAUUUAGAGGAUUCAUCAGACUUAAGAAAGAGAUUGAAGAUGACUGAAGAAAAGUAUUCAGAGUUGGAAGAGAUUGUUCGAAAACUAGCUAAUGGGUCAUUACUUGUAGGGGCAAAGGACUUGACCAACGUCAAGGAGAUUGAGGCCGCCAAGAGUACCGCAUUGGUUCCCUACAUUCCUCGACCUUGUCACUUUGGCAAAUGCACCUGUGAGGAUUUUAUGGAAGGACCGAACUACAUGUGGAAGAAAGAACUGUAG